Pristis pectinata (smalltooth sawfish) is the source of this 8693-nucleotide messenger RNA. Its product is annotated as YLP motif-containing protein 1-like. The record is from RefSeq and is a predicted model, not a curated record. Gene Ontology annotation, biological process: regulation of telomere maintenance. The coding region runs from base 177 to 8297 and encodes 2706 amino acids. Gene Ontology annotation, cellular component: nucleus. Lineage: Eukaryota; Metazoa; Chordata; Chondrichthyes; Rhinopristiformes; Pristidae. The transcript is spliced from 22 exons.
AAUGGCGCCCGUCAGGGAAGAGCGGAGGAGAGUCUGAGAUAUUGACUGCCUGUUGUGGAUACAUCGGCACCAGUUCGGCAGGGCAGCCUGUCAGAAUUGUGACAAUACCCGUCAUAUUUUACGCCCAUCGAGUUAUUUUCGUUGGUUGAAAGUGUGUGGCUCAAGAUUUAGACUCGAUGUAUCCGUCAUGGGGUCGGUACGGUGGGGGAGGGGCGCACCUUCCCUACUAUGGCGGGGCUGCUCAGCCUCCGCUGCUUCCUGCGCCGCGUGUACCGGCCCCGGGGCUGGUCGUUGGCCCCACCACCGUCCCCCCGCCGGUCCCCAGCGCCGGUUUAGCGUCUAACUUCCAGACACUCAGGCAGCAGCAUCUCCAGCAGAUGCAGCAGCUGCAGCAGAUGCACCAGCAGCAGUUGCAGUCGGUCCUGCAGCACCCUGCCCAUCAGCAUCAACCACCACCGUCAAUACCACCACCACCUUUACCGCCUCAUCUUCAACAACCUCCACCGAACAUUUGGGACACCAACAAUGCCCCGAGCCAACUCACCCAGACUAACCAAUCCACUCAGCAACAUCCAGACUUCUCCUCCGUGGCUUUACAGUCAACGUCAGCGAGCACUGUGACAGCGUCUGGUGACAAAAAGGCUAACGAUUUCUCCAAAGCAAUAAAUGGCUCUUAUCAACAGCAGCAGCAACAAUAUUGGUAUCAACAGCAUCUGCAGAACUUACAGAAGCAUGGAGGCAAACAGUAUGGAGGUCAGCAGGAACAGAGCCAGAGUGCAGAACUGAAUCAGGUCAGUGAUUCUGCACAGCAGAAACCUGGAGAGGUCAAGAGCUGUUAUACUACACAGCCACCAUUGCCACCAGCUCCACCGUAUGAGGCAUCCAAAACACAGCCACCACCACCACCUCCCAAAGAAGAAAUGCCUCCACCUCCACCACCUGAAGAAGCAAAGCCUACUAUCCAACCUCCAGAAAAUCCAGAGGAAGCGGAGAGGUUGAAAAUGCUGCAGGCAGCAGCCGCUCAGUGGCAGCAACAGCGCAUCGAGUAUCAGCAGCAAAACAUGAUGCAACAACAUAAUCAGCUGCAACAACUGCUGCAACAGUACCAGCAGCUAAUGCAGCAAAUCCAGCACAUACAGUCUCUGCCUCUGGAAAUGCAGCUGAGACAUUUAGAGAUGCAGCAGCAGCAGUUCAUCCCUCUGUAUCAAGAAUGGCAGCGACAGUUCCAGAUUUGGAAGGCUCAGCUACAGGCCUAUCCUAACAAGGAUCAACUCCAACAGUAUGAAACACAGUGGAACCAGUGGCAAGAGCAAAUGGUAUCAACGAACCAUCACUUUCAAGAAAGAAUGGAUGCUCUCAGAAAUGUUCAACAGCAGUACAUGAACAAUCAAUCCCAGAAUUACUUGGGAAAUACAUCAAGAGGAUUGCCAUCUCAAACUCUACCGAUGCCUCCAGUGCCACCCAUGGGAAUGCCCCCUACACCACCAUUAACUGGUUCUUCUACACAAGGAGCAACAAGUUCACCUGUAGUCUCUGUUUCCUCAGAAGAGAAAAGUCCACCAAUUUCCCAAGGUUCUUCAUCUGUGUCUCAGGCCCCUCCACUGGUGUCUCAGGCCCCUUCGUUGGUGUCUCAAGCCCCUCCUCCCAUGUCUCAGGCUCCUCCUCCCAUUUCUCAAGCCCCUCCACUAGUGACUCAGGUCCCUCCACCAGCAACUCGGAUGCCUCUGCCAAUGGCUGGAAUCCCUCCACUAAUGUCAGGAGCACCACCCCCAAUGACUCUGCCGCCUCCAUUAAUGGCACUGCCGCCUCCACCAAUGACUCUGCCACCUCCACCGGUGUCUCUGGCCCCUCCACCAAUGACUCUAGCACCACCGCCGAUUUCUCAAGCCCCACCACCAGUAUCUCAGGUCCCUCUGCCAAUGACUCAGACUCUUCCGCUGGUGUCCCAGGCUCCUCCACCGAUGACUCGGGCCCCUCCAUCAGUGACUCAGACCACUUCACCAGUUUCACAGGGUCCUACCCUAUUAUCUCAAAGUUCACCUGCUGUCACAGAACAGAAGAGACCCUUGAUUCCAAUACCACAUGAUGAAGUAAAGGUGUCUCCUUCAGUUUCAACUCCACACUAUAGUCGAUUUGGGCAAUAUGGGAUAAAGCCACCGGAACAGUCACAAAGUGGACUGCGGUUUGAAGACCUUGGAGCUCCAAGGUUUGAUGGAUCCCGUGGAAGAGGAAAACACAAAUUUGAUGAACCAGGAGUAAGAGAAAUUUCUCGGUCACGCUUUGAUUCAAGAGGUCCUAGAUUUCAAGGUCAUUGCUUUGAGGGACCCCAAGCAAAAUUUGAAGAGCAGACUGUGGGCCAGCAUGUUGACGGUGAGGGUGCUGGGCAGCACAUUGAGAAAGAGGCUUCAGCUCAUCAUGUUGAGGGCGAAAUUAGAGGUCACAAUGUUGAAGAUUCAGUUCGGCGGCCGCAGGAUGAGGAAAAAGCUCCAGGUCAUCAACGUGAAGAUAAGUCAUUGAGUCAGCUUCCAGAAAAUGAAUUUAAAAUGCAGAAUCCAAGCAGUUGCCUUGAAAAACAAGCUUUGCUUAACCGUCCUGAGGAGCAGGGUUCUGGAAAUCAACUUGAGAAGGCAGAUAACACCAAGGAGCAGGUUCCUGACAAAAAGCAGGAUAAUCUCCUUCAGAAGAAGGGAAAUUCCCUUGAGGCACAGUGCCAAGAAAAGCAGAGUCCUGGUAAUCAACUUGAGAAGAAGGGUAAUAGCUUUGAGAGUCAAGGUCCCGAUCGUUGCUUUGAAAUGCAGGGUGCAGGUAAUCGCAUUGAAAGCCAAGGUCCUGGUAUCCACUUUGAGACCCAGGGGCCUGGCAAGAGCAUUGAAGGCCAGAAUUCGAGCAACCAAUUUGAAGGGCAAGUUCCUGGCAAUAGCAUUAAGAGCGAGAGUCCCAGCAGUCAUCUUGAGGGUCCAGGUCCUGGCAAUCGUCCUGAGAGUUCAGUUCCCAGCAUUAGCUCUGAGGGCCAUGGUCCCGGCCAUCGCUUUAAGGGGCAAGGGCCCGGGGGUCGCUUUAAAGGCCAUGGACCUGGCAAUCGUGUCGAUGGCCAGGGGCCUUAUGGUCACUAUGAGGGCCAGGGGAGCCGCUUUGAGGGCCCGAGUUCAAGCAGCCAUUUUGAUAGCCAGGGUCCGGGUGGUCAUUUUAAGGGCCCAGGUCCGAGCAGCAGCUUUGAGGGCCAGGGUCCAGGUGGCCGCUUUGAAGGUCCAGGUCAGGGCGGAUGUUUUGAGGGCCAGGGUCCGAGAGGCCAUUUUGAGGGCCAGGGUCCGAGAGGCCAUUUUGAGGGCCAGGGUCAGAGAGGCCAUUUUGAGGGCCAGGGUCAAAGGGGCAAUUUUGAGGGCCAGGGUCCAGGCAGCCGUUUUGAAGGUCCAGGUGGCCAUUUUGAGGGCCAGGGUCCAAGGGGUCAUUUUGAGGGCCAGGAUCCGGGAGGCCGCUUUGACGGUCCAGGAGGCCGUUUUGACGGUCCGGGAGGUCGCUUUGAAGGCCCAACAGGUCACUUCGAGGGCCCAGGUCCGGGAGGUCGCUUCGAGAGCCCGGGUCCGGGAGGUCGCUUCGAGGGCUCGGGUCCGGGAGGUCGCUUCGAGGGCCCGGGUCCGGGAGGUCGCUUCGAGGGCCCGGGUCCGGGAGGUCGCUUCGAGGGCCCGGGUCCGGGAGGUCGCUUCGAGGGCCCGGGUCCGGGAGGUCGCUUCGAGGGCCCGGGUCCGGGAGGUCGCUUCGAGGGCCCGGGUCCGGGAGGUCGCUUCGAGGGCCCGGGUCCGGGAGGUCGCUUCGAGGGCCCGGGUCCGGGAGGUCGCUUCGAGGGCCCGGGUCCGGGAGGUCGCUUCGAGGGCCCGGGUCCGGGAGGUCGCUUCGAGGGCCCGGGUCCGGGAGAUCACUUCGAGGGCCCGGGUCCCAGUGGGCACUAUGAAGGCCAUGGUCCAGGAGGUCACUAUGAAAGCCAUGGUCCUGGAGGCCACUUUGACGGACCAGGUGAUGGCAGCCACUUUGAAGGCCAGGGUCAGGAAGGUCGCUUUGAGAGUCAAGGGCGUGGCAGCCGUUUUGAGAGCCAAGGACGCAGUGGCCGCUUUGAGGGCCGGGGCCAGGGAGGCCGCUUUGAGGGCCGGGGCCAGGGAGGCCGCUUUGAGGGCCAAGGACGAGGAGGCCGCUUUGAGGGCCAAGGGCGAGGAGGCCGCUUUGACGGCCAGGGACGUGGUGGACGCUUUGAGGGCCAAGGGCGAGGCGGCCGCUUUGAUGGCCAAGGUCGAGGAGGCCGCUUUGAAGGCCAAGGGCGAGGUGGCCGCUUUGAGAACCAGGGACGUGGUGGGCGCUUUGAGGGCCAGGGACGUGGUGGUCGUUUCAAGAAUCAGGGGCGCGGCGGUCGUUUUGAUGGCCAGGGUCCAGUCAGUAGAUUUGAGGACCAGGGAUCUGUCAGUCGAUUCGAGGACCAGGGUCCCAGUGGUCGCUUUGGAGGCCAAGGUCCAGGUAAAUAUAUUGAGGAUCAGGGCCCUGAUAACUGCUUUGAGAAUCGAGUUUACUUGGAAGGACAAGGCCCAGGUAAUCGCUUUGAGAACCAGGGUUCAGGAAUUAAUCGGUUUGAUGGUCCAGAGGAUAGUCGCUUUGAUGGCCCAAGAGGUGGAUGCUUUGAUGGCCCAGGGGGCAAUUUCUUUGAGGGCCCUGGAGUUGGGCAUUUUGAGGGCCCAGGGGGCAGUCGCUUUGAGGGGCAGAGUAAAGGCAGUCGCUUUGAGAAACAAGGCCCAGGGCAUCGUUUUGAGGGUCAGGGUUCGGGGCCACACUUUGAGGGACUAGGUGCAGGUCAGCGAUUUGAUAGACAGGUUCCAGGACAGCGAUUUGAGGGUCCUGGACAGCGGGUUGAGGGUUCAGCUGGAAGAUUUCAAGGUUCUGGACCACGGUUUGAUGGACCAAAGGGACCAAGAUUUAGUGGUCCUCAUGUGUCUUCUCCCAGUGGACCCUCUGCACCUAACUCAAGAUCUAAAGGUCCUCAAGUUGCAGCUGGGCAAAUUGGACAAGGUUUAAAAGGACUCCAAUCUUCUCAGCCAUCUUUAGAGCAAGUUCAGGAACAGGUAAAACCUGUUGGAGAUAAGAAGUUGGAGACUACAGAAGAAGAGAAGGAUGUAAAACAAAACAUAGAUACUGUACCACAUGCUUCAGUGGAGCCAGUAGAUGAAAAAAGUCCAGCCCACACAACCUUUGCUGCCACAGACUCUAAAGGUUCAGAUUCUUCAGCUGGUAAAGAUUUGUUGAAAAAAAAUGCUGAUUUAUCUAAAUCACACGAAAUUCAGAAGAAAAUGGAUAGUUCUGAAGCAGCGACUCCUUCAGUAACUGUUGCUCAGGUCCAAAAAGAUCCAGCUAAAAUGCUGCCUUCAAAUUCAUCAGCUACCACAAAGGCAACAUCUGAAAAACAUGAGCCAAAAACUGUAGAAACAGGUAAAAGAUUUGACUCUACACCAAUGCGUCGGAAUAAUGACAGAGAAAAAGGCCCAGAACACAGGGCACAGAUUGGCAAGGAUUACAUCUCCAUGCGCAAGGGGGAUGGUCCCAGUAACGUUGAUGGUCCAGAGAUGAGACCAUAUCAAAGGACAGAAGUGCAAACAUCUUGGCAUCAUGAAGAAGGGAGACAGAUGGAUGAUCGUUUCUCUGGACCUAGAGGAGGUCCAGGUUAUGAUAGAGAGAGAGCUCUGUCCUGGGAAAGGAAUAAUUGGACAGACACAGGCCCAGACUUCUGGGAUGAACGAGAUCCAUUUAGGAGAGAUGAACGGUCACUUCGUCGGCCCCCUGUGCCUCAGGAAGCUUUAAAUAGAAGGGAAAAUCGUGGUCCUCCAAAUGAAGCUUUUGACAGAGGGUUUGACCAAGAGUUUGACAGGAGUGGAAGGUCACAUGACCAUGGCUUUAACAGAGACAAUGAACGCAACAGAGAAUACUUCCACAGACCAGAAGAAUGGGAACAUCAUGGUCGUGGACGAGAAUUCUCUCCUUUACAUCUGCGACCAGACAGGUGGAGAGAAGAGCAGUGGAGGAAUGAACCUGAAAGAGGUUAUCAACAAGAGCAAGAACGGGAGUUGUGGGGGCGGGACUAUCCAGAAAGGCAAGACUGGAGGAGAGAUGAACGAAAUUAUCCUCCAGACAGGCUUGGCUGGCAGAGGGAUCGGAUUGAUGACCGAAGGUAUCCAGAAGCAGACAACAGGAGGUUACCCUUUGACAAUUUGCGUGAAAUGCCACCUCAGACAGGUCCUGGGCAUGUGUCCACUUUACCUGAAGAACCACCGCUGCCUUUCUCUGACAAACCUAUGGUGGACCAACCACCAGGUGGACAAAAUAUUGUAGCAUUGUCUGAACGAGAACAUGAAAUCAUAUUGAAGGCUGCACAGGAGCUGAAGUUAUUGCGUGAGUUACAGGAGAUUGAAAGAGUACCUCUACUUCCUGGCAAAACAGAUUCAGCUGGAAUUCCUCCAGUAAUUCAAGAUUAUCAAAGCUCUAAAACUGGUAAAGACUUUUACAAGGAUAUGGCAAGCACUGAAAACUCAUUACUUGGCCCCGGACCACCUGAUGCCCCCAUCCAGUCAGAGCGUUGGGACACAGACACAUUCCAUGGUUUGUGGGAUUCUGUGUCUGAACCCAAAAAUUCUGAUUCUAAUUAUGGUUACAGUGAGCCUUCGCCAAUCUCAACCGCUUCUCUGAAUAAGGCACCACCAAUUCAGAAAACUGUUGAUUAUGGACAUGGACGUGAUUCAGGACCAGGAAGGAUUGAGCAGAUCCCCUAUGGAGAACGAGUUUCGCUUGGUCCUGAGCCAAUACGGGAAAGGAUGUAUGAUAAAGAUGUAAUGGGCCCUCGAGAUCGUUACGGAGACAGAGAUCCGUUUUUAGAACGAAGGGGAGAUCCAUAUUUGGAUCGCAGAGAUUUUGAUAGAGAGCAUGAUCCAUACAGAGAUAGAUCGAUGGGCGAUUUUGAGAGGGAAGGAUUUGAGCGUGAAAGAUUUGGGCGUGAAGAAAGAAUGUCUCAUGGUCCACCUGGUAGGUCAAGUGGAUAUCACAACUAUCAGGAUAAUAAAGACCCUUUCAACAGAGGGGGAUUUGACAGGCCACAGUUUGAUCGCUUAUCCGAUCGACCACCAUUUGAUCAUACACCUACUGGUUUUGGAGGUGAAAGGAGAGGAUAUUCUGAUGAGAGGAUACCUGCUUCUGCCCCUCAUCCAGCACAUCCUCCUCCACGUGUUGAAAAGAAACCAGAAAGUAAAAAUGUUGACGAUAUUUUAAAAAUGCCAGGCAGACAAAGCCGGCCUGAUAGGAUUGUAGUUAUUAUGCGAGGACUCCCUGGCAGUGGGAAGACACAUGUUGCAAAACUCAUUCGUGAUAAAGAGGUGGAUAAUGGAGGAGCUGCACCACGGGUUCUCAGCUUGGAUGAUUACUUCAUGACUGAAGUAGAGAAAGUGGUGAAGGACCCAGACAGUGGCAAACGAGUUAAAAAGAAGGUCUUGGAGUAUGAAUAUGAGCCAGAAAUGGAGGAUACAUACAGAAGCAGCAUGUUCAAAACAUUCCGUAAAACGCUGGAUGAUGGCUUUUUCCCCUUCAUCAUUGUGGAUGCCAUUAACAACAGAGUCAAACAUUUUGAACAGUUAUGGAGUGCAGCCAAGACUAAAGGCUUUGAGGUUUAUAUUGCAGAAAUGAGUGCAGAUAAUCAGACCUGUGCCAAGAGAAACAUUCAUGGACGCAAAUUGAAGGAAAUUAAUAAGAUGGCUGAUCAUUGGGAUUCAACUCCACGCCAUAUGUUACGUUUAGACAUUAGAUCGCUGCUCCAAGAUGCUGCAAUUGAAGAAGUUGAAAUGGAGGAUUUUGAUCCCAGUGCUGAGCAACAACUACAGCAGUCAGAAGAACAGCAACAAGAUGAAUCUAAGAAGGAAGCUGCUGAUGAAGAGGAAUAUGAAACGGGUUUCGUGACAAAAAGCAAAUGGGAAAUGGACACAUCAGAAGAGAAUUUAGACAAGCUGGAUGGGUUGAGGAGCAGCAACAAACGGAAGCGAGGUUGGCAUGACAGUAUUGCACACCAAUUGGAAGAUUACCUUCAGCUUCCUGAUGACUAUAACUCUCGCUCUUCAGAACCUGGAAAGAAACGGGUGAGAUGGGCAGAUUUGGAAGAAGAGAAGGAUGCUGAGCGCAAACGAGCCAUAGGAUUUGUGGUUGGACAGACAGACUGGGAGAAAAUUACAGAUGAAAAAGGCGAAUUAGCACAGCGAGCAUUGAACCGCACUAAAUAUUUCUAAGGAAACGUUUGAAUUGUUUUUUUUACAAUGAGGCUCCGCAGUAACAGUGGAGAAUAAGGGCAAGAGAUCUUUCGUAAUGGUUGGGCAGACAAGAAAUUUCACAACUUUUGAGUUUUUUGUUUUACUGUUACACUGAAUGUACGAGCACUAGACUAUUGGUGGUUGACUUAUCUUAUUAGCAGCCUGUGAGAAUUUUUUAAGAAGUUAAUCGAUAGUGUCAUUAAAAUCUAAGUUGAAACCACACUAAUUGUAAUCCAGUGUGUCCUGAGCCUGCUAUCAUGGCUUUGCUUCAUCAGCUCGUUUUUUUUUUAUAUAUUGUAUUAAUGUAUUGUUCCUUGCUCUGUCCAUACUAAUUGUAAUUUUAAGGAGCAAUAAAGUUAACUUGAAACCAUGGAA